AAGCGUUACGUGGUGACGUUAAUUCUAUAUGAGCGCGAGCGGCGGGAGCUUGGGUCCUUUCCUACUGCCAGCCGCGCGGCGCUGCUUGCUUCCUCCCUCGCUCCUGAGUCACUGCGAGACUGAGAGGAGAGGAGACGAGAGCCGGCCUCGCGCAGAGAUUUUCUGAGGUCUGGAAAAAUGGCAGACAUUGACAACAAAGAACAAGCUGAACUUGAUCAGCAAGAUAUGGAAGAUGUUGAAGAAGUAGAAGAAGAAGAAUCUGGAGAAGAUGCUAAUAGCAAAGCACGUCAGCUGACUGUACAAAUGAUGCAGAAUCCUCAAAUUCUUGCAGCCCUUCAGGAAAGACUUGAUGGUUUGGUUGGAACACCAACAGGAUAUAUUGAAAGCUUACCUAAAGUAGUUAAGAGACGUGUAAAUGCACUCAAGAAUCUUCAAGUUAAAUGCGCACAGAUAGAAGCAAAAUUCUAUGAAGAAGUUCAUGAACUGGAAAGAAAAUAUGCUGCUCUUUAUCAGCCCCUAUUUGACAAGAGGAGUGAAAUCAUCAAUGCAGCAUAUGAACCUACUGACGAAGAAUGUGAAUGGAAAACAGAUGCUGAAGAAGACAUUUCAGAGGAAAUGAAAGAGAAGGCCAAGCUUGAAGAGGAGAAAAAAGAUCAAGAAAAAGAUGAUCCUAAAGGAAUUCCUGAAUUUUGGCUGACUGUAUUCAAGAAUGUUGACUUGCUCAGUGAUUUGGUUCAGGAACAUGAUGAGCCAAUUCUGAAACACUUGAAAGAUAUUAAAGUGAAGUUUUCAGAAGCUGGGAACCCUAUGACCUUUAUAUUAGAAUUCCACUUUGAACCUAAUGAAUUUUUCACAAAUGAAGUUUUGACAAAAACAUACAGAAUGAGGUCAGAACCUGAUGAUUCUGAUCCUUUCUCCUUCGAUGGACCAGAAAUUAUGAGUUGUUCAGGGUGCCAAAUAGACUGGAAAAAGGGGAAGAAUGUUACUUUGAAAACCAUCAAAAAGAAACAAAAACACAAGGGCCGUGGAACAGUCAGAACAGUGACGAAAACAGUUUCCAAUGACUCUUUUUUCAAUUUUUUCAGUCCUCCAGAAGUCCCUGAAACUGGAGAUUUGGACGAUGAUGCUGAAGUCAUUCUUGCAGCUGAUUUUGAAGUUGGUCACUUUCUACGGGAGCGCAUCAUCCCACGAUCAGUAUUGUAUUUCACAGGAGAAGCCAUUGAAGAUGAUGAUGACGAUUAUGAUGAAGAGGGCGAGGAAGCUGAUGAUGAGGAAGGGGAAGAAGAAAUCGAUGAAGAAAAUGAUCCGGAUUAUGACCCAAAGAAGGAUCAAAACCCAGCAGAAUGCAAGCAGCAGUGAAGCAGUGUAUGUGGCCUUGAGGAUUAUCUGCACUGUAAUAGCCUAAACACAACUAUUAGUUACUUACAGCCUUAUGUUUUGUAUCUUGGUAGAAUUAAGUAAACAUUUUGUUAAAACAAACUGACAGAACCAGUUUAAAAUGUAGGUUCCUUGUACCUAGCAUUUUAAUAGUACUUUUCUGCCAAUAUGUAGAAUGCAGUAAAUCCCUAAAGCAUGAAUAGUUAAUUCAUUGCUGUAUAUAGUUUGGUUCUUGUGAAGUCUGUUGUCAUGUAGCUAUUAGACUGCAGCUGUGAAGAUCCCUGAACUGUUGACAGAGACCACUAUUUGUUUAGAAAGGAUCCUUUCUUGAAGAACCAACCAAAGUCUUUUUUCAGCCCAGUAGUUUAAAUGGGUUUAAGUCUGCUUGCACUAGCUGUGCCUUCAUUACUUUGUCAUAGAAACGGCGGUGACUCAUACUAACUAGGACGUGACAUGCAUUUUUUAAUUUGACUACUUCCAUAUAAUCUGUUCAUUUCCAUCAAGACCACAUGGAACAUUCAUAACUGUCUGCUUGUUUACGCUCCUUAAGUUUUUGUAUUUUGUGAUGGUGACCUACAGAAAAACUAGAGACAUCAUAUUAAGGUUGUUUAUCACUGGGGUGUGAAUAAACCUAGUAUUUUCAGAAA
Anolis carolinensis (green anole) is the source of this 2024-nucleotide messenger RNA. RefSeq names its product nucleosome assembly protein 1 like 1 (gene nap1l1). Gene Ontology annotation, molecular function: chromatin binding; histone binding. Gene Ontology annotation, cellular component: chromatin; nucleus. Lineage: Eukaryota; Metazoa; Chordata; Lepidosauria; Squamata; Anolidae. The transcript is spliced from 15 exons. The record is from RefSeq and is a predicted model, not a curated record. Gene Ontology annotation, biological process: nucleosome assembly. Bases 178 to 1359 code for a protein of 393 amino acids.